CCCCUCCCCGCAGGCGCUGGCGGCCGCUCGGCACCGAGGCCGCGGCCGCUCGCCAUGGCCGCCCCCCCGCCGCUGCCACCACCCUUCUCCCGCCGGCCCCCGCCGCUUCCCGCCGCCCUACUCUUCGUCCUAAUCCUGGCUGGGGCUCUCGGCAGAGCCCGUGCUUUGACAUGUUUGUGCUCCGACUGCAAACAAGCAAACUCCACGUGUGAAACGGACGGUGCGUGCAUGGUCUCAGUCUUCAACCUGGAUGGUGUUAAACAUCACGUUCGGACCUGCAUUCCUGAAGCAAAAUUGAUUCCUGCUGGGAAACCCUUCUAUUGUCUGAGUUCAGAAGAUCUGCGUAAUACUCACUGCUGCUACUCUGAUUUUUGCAACAAAAUUGAUUUAAUGGUUCCCAGUGGACACCUGAAAGAUAACGAACCCCCAUCGAGCUGGGGUCCUGUGGAGCUGGUGGCAGUGAUUGCCGGACCUGUCUUCCUUGUGUUUGUUGUCAUGAUCAUAGUAGUCUUUGUUUUUCAUCACCACCAACGAGUCUAUCACAAUCGUCAGCGGCUGGACAUGGAAGACCCCUCUUGUGAAAUGUGCCUGUCGAAGGAUAAGACCUUGCAAGAUCUAGUCUACGAUCUCUCCACCUCUGGCUCUGGCUCAGGUUUGCCGCUUUUUGUCCAACGGACUGUGGCUCGGACGAUUGUCCUUCAGGAGAUAAUUGGUAAAGGCCGCUUCGGGGAAGUGUGGCGUGGCAGGUGGCGUGGAGGUGACGUAGCUGUAAAAAUCUUCUCUUCACGUGAGGAGCGUUCCUGGUUUAGGGAAGCAGAAAUAUACCAAACCGUUAUGUUGCGACAUGAGAACAUCCUGGGAUUUAUUGCUGCGGAUAACAAAGAUAAUGGAACAUGGACUCAGCUGUGGCUCGUCUCUGAUUACCAUGAGCAUGGAUCUCUCUUUGACUACCUUAAUCGAUACACGGUGACUAUUGAGGGGAUGAUCAAGCUCGCCCUGUCUGCUGCUAGCGGGCUGGCCCAUCUACACAUGGAGAUUGUGGGCACUCAGGGAAAGCCUGGGAUUGCUCACAGAGACCUGAAAUCCAAAAACAUCUUGGUGAAGAAGAAUGGCACAUGUGCCAUCGCUGACCUUGGUCUGGCCGUCCGGCAUGAUUCGGUUACGGAUACGAUUGAUAUUGCACCAAAUCAAAGGGUCGGAACCAAACGAUACAUGGCCCCUGAAGUCUUGGAUGAAACCAUUAACAUGAAGCAUUUUGAUUCAUUUAAAUGUGCCGAUAUCUAUGCCUUGGGCUUGGUCUACUGGGAGAUUGCUCGAAGGUGCAAUGCAGGAGGUAUCCACGAAGAGUAUCAGCUUCCGUACUAUGACCUUGUACCCUCUGAUCCUUCUAUUGAGGAGAUGCGGAAGGUCGUAUGUGAUCAGAAAUUACGGCCUAAUAUCCCGAACUGGUGGCAAAGCUACGAGGCACUACGGGUGAUGGGUAAGAUGAUGCGAGAGUGCUGGUACGCCAACGGAGCGGCUCGACUCACCGCCCUCCGCAUUAAGAAAACCCUCUCACAGCUCAGUGUCCAGGAAGAUGUGAAAAUCUAGGCUCUGAGCCCCAGCAGGAGGAAACUGCACACAAGCUGCCAUGCUAGAGUAGACGUGUGAUGGAGGCCUACCUCGUGUUUCUGCCCAAUCUACUGCUACCAACCAGACAGCGUGACCUACAGGCUGCUAGGUGGGGUGACGGAGCCUAUUGAAUUGCUCUCUUCCCUGCUUGGGUAUGAAACAAUCAGAAACCUUUUAUGAUCACCUCCUGACAGCGUGAAGACUUGAGAGGGACUUAACCUGAGGGAUCUCAGCCAUGAUUGUAACUCUUGUUUCUUUAAUGGAAAUCCCUGUAAAGUUCAGUGCACGCGGUGCACCCGUUGGCAGUGUUUGAGGCCAGGGUGCUAGGUGCUGGGAGUGGGAAGGGAAAGGGAAGGUUUUCUUGCCGUACUCUGAGGAUUUUUCCAGGGACUGGCACGUUAAUGCAGAAAAAGCAUUUGCAAAACAAAUGGUGCUCCCUUCUGAGAGGCUGAGCCUGAACAGUUUAUCAGCUUCAUGAAACCUUUUCCCUCCUUUUUCUUAAGCUUGAAAAAUUCUAAGUCAAAAACAGAAAUCUGACUGGCUGUCAGUGUGCGCAAUGGUGUAUGCAUGCGCAAGGUGCGCGUGUCCCCUGUGCCUGUUCAUCUCCUUCCGUAGACGUGCAGUGUCUGCCCGUAGGGUGGCUCAUCUCUGUUCGUGCUUUCUGUGCAUGUGCAAAUCUAGAGUGUCCUUUUUUUGAGCUGUGCGCGCUGGUGCUCUCCUUGUUGAGUAGUGAGCAUUGUCUAGCUUGGACAGGCUGCUUAAAACAAGAUCCUUAGCUCUCCGAUGGGUGCUGUGGCCUUGCUGUCCAUAUGCCGGCUGCAGGAACUUCCCAUCAGGUUGCCUCACUGCCACCCCCUCCCUUUUUUAAGACAAAACAAAUGAGGAACUGACUUCACUCCUGGAAUCCAGGUUUUUUGUCUUGAGCCCCUGGGAUUUGUAAUUCUUGGUAGAGUGGAAAGAGAGACCUGGGGCGGGGGGAGAUGCCACGGAGCUGAGAUGCAUGUCAGAGAUAGAGCAGGCACUGCGCCAGGCUGGAAGGAGACCAGGCCAUGGGGAAAUGCAGGAGACUGUUCUCAUAGGAAUGCCAAUUCCCGAGUCCACCAUCCAGGCACCCUCGCAGGCACGCUCAGCAGCGUGGGGCCUGAGCUGCAGGGAGCUGGGUGCCUGGGUGUGCCCUGCACCUCCCGAGAGGCAUUUGGUGCCUGGCAGGAUCUGACAGCGGGGUGUGGGUUUGGAAAUCAAUGUCCAUCUUUUUAAUAUACAUAUAUAAAUAUCUCAUAAUCUGGAAGUGGCUGUGUAUAACUUGUGGGGUGGGGGGAACUGCAUGAAUUUUCUUUUGAUUAAAUGCCGAAUCAGGGUGAAGUAGAGUUGCUUUGACUGUUGUCUACAGCUGGGCCUAGCAAAAAUGGAAGUAGCUGAGGGCUGAGUCUGUCGUGCUGAUUGCAGCAUUAAAGGCAGUCUGGGAAGUGCCGUUUGUUUGGUGGUUAGGUCAGUAUCUACGGUAUAUAACUCUGAAGCCAUAACUUUUAACUGGAGUGGUUUUGAUUAUUUUUUUUUUUAUUAUUAUUAUUUUAUGGGAGGGUCUGGAUUUUAACUUUUUUUAAUAUUGUUAAUUCUUUAUAAGAGAAGAAAAACAAUCUAUAAUUAUUACCUCUUGACCUGUUUGUUUGUAAAGAAAUCACUGCAAAAAAAGAAAAAAAACCAAAUGCACACAGCUCGAUUUACACUGGAACUGUUUCUACUCAAACCUUGCGCCUGCUCUGUAAGGUGAGGUUUCAUCUCUGCUCCGGCCACCGGGGUUAACUUUUUUUUUUUUUUUAAACACUCUGUUCUUGCUGUCUGUGUAUCUGUCCAUGUGUCCGUCUUCCCCCAGACUCCCUAUCUUGUCUGUGACUUUGUGUAAAGUGAGGAGUGUGUUUUUUGCAUCGUGUUUGGAGCCAUUUUGCAUCCUCCCGCAGAGUUUAGCGGUUGGGUGGUGCAGAGCUGUUGUGGGAGGGCCAGCAGACUUCGGGCUGGUUCAUGGAGCAGUGUGGAGUGUACGCUUUGUGAAUGUACAGCUUCCCUUCCCUUUCCGAUUUGUUCUGACUCAUGUCUCAGCCAGAGGUUACCCUGUGUGUCUCCAGUACCGUACGUCCCUUAACCAAACCCUUCUGCAUUUAGAAACCCGAGGUGGUGGGCACUUCACAGGUACCCUAAAGACUCUUCAGCUGCUGUAACAGGACCCUGGCGAUGGCCCAUCCUGGCGGGUUGGGGAGGAAGUCUUAGCGACUGUGAAAUAAACUGCCAUAGGAAAGCCCAUCACGCCGGUAGGUACGUCUGCUGCGCGCUCCUCCGUGAGCACUGCGGGCUCUUGUUUCCGAGUACGAGUCUCCCGUCCCUGUUAACUGUGCAGGCUGCUUCUCGAGGACAUUAAAUCAGCUACGUAACUUGCACUGACUCUCUCACCCACCCCUCCAACUGUAGCCACACAUGCAUCUGCCUCAGCGCUAAACCAAACAGCAGACAGCGGAGCGGUGUCAGACCGGAUAAGGUUAGAAGGGGUGAGGGCAGGGCGACAGGGUAUCCCCUAUAAGCAGGAUUGCAGAAGAAGCCUUGUUUGUAGAGAGAUGCCAUCAUGAGAUGGUCAAAACCGAGGAGGAGAAUCCGAGAUGGGAACGCUGACUAUGUAGCAUUUAUACAGCACUUUUCAUGCAAACAUGUGCCAGGGAGGUGCAGUGCUUACUUAGCUGACUGGUAGCAAACAUAGGAAUCGCUGCCCGGCUCAGAGGGAGCUGCAGCAGCUGUGGAAAAAAAUGCAACACUACAGACAGUUCAGGACAAGAGACCGACGCCGCAGCAGUUCAAAACGAGGAGGGGAGAUGUCAGAUACUCGAGGGCAAAUGGUGUUGGGGGGAGGCAGAGGUACGGAGCUUGUGCUUCUCGUCUGUGGUGCAGGGUUAAUCAGUGGUACGCUGGCUUCAGAACAGAUCUCUUGGUACUUAUCUGCCCCUUUUAUUUGUUUGGUUUUGUAUAUUUUAUUAGAAACGGACUGUAAAAUAGCCACUUAGACACUUUACCUCUUCAGUAUGCAAAUGUAAAUACAAUGUAAUAUAGGAAAUCUUUUGUUUAAUAUAAAACAAGGCUGUCGAUUUCUGCUGUACAUUAUUAAAAGUUUGUUUUAUUCA
Molecule: messenger RNA, 4775 nt
Organism: Aquila chrysaetos chrysaetos
Lineage: Eukaryota; Metazoa; Chordata; Aves; Accipitriformes; Accipitridae
Gene: ACVR1B
Product: activin A receptor type 1B
Biological process (GO): protein phosphorylation; nervous system development; cellular response to growth factor stimulus
Cellular component (GO): plasma membrane; activin receptor complex
Molecular function (GO): ATP binding; activin receptor activity, type I; activin binding
Source: RefSeq, a predicted model, not a curated record